Molecule: messenger RNA, 3042 nt
Organism: Bombus terrestris (buff-tailed bumblebee)
Lineage: Eukaryota; Metazoa; Arthropoda; Insecta; Hymenoptera; Apidae
Product: SET domain-containing protein SmydA-8
Exons: 7
Coding region: 749-2314 (521 amino acids)
Molecular function (GO): protein binding
Source: RefSeq, a predicted model, not a curated record
CGGAUACGCUUGCGUGAAAAUUUGAUUCAUCAAUAAUAACUUUUAUUCAAUUUUGAAACGUGUAAUAAUUAAUUUAUCUAACGAUUGAUCGAAAAAAUCUCAGUUCAUUAACGAAAGAUUAAUUUUAUUUCUAUUUGAUUAUACUCAUAUUUAUAUGAAAUAUCUGGCAAACAAAAAUAUUAUUACUGUACAUCGUGACUUUUAUUUCUUCCUUUCUGAUUGACGAUUAAACAUGAUACGUACGAAGUAAUGGAUAUCGAAAUACAAGCGUUGCUUACAAAAUUCCAACUCUAUUUUGGAUCGAAACUGGAUACACUGGCGAGAAAUACGAUAGUACCACAUGCUUGCAUAAUAAUAAUACAACCAAGCAUGUGAAACGCCGAUCUUUCAUAUACAUAAGCGAGUAUGUCUACAGUAACUUUUGCUUUUAGACGUAGGAAAAGAUCAGAAGCUGUCUGGCGAUCGAGGGGUUUAAUCGAAUCUCGAAUUUCUGGAAAUUAAAUUCUGCAAGUGAAAUUAUAAUUUCGGCUCGUUGAAUAACGUUCUAACCUACCGUAAUGAAUAUCCUAGGUGUACUUCAAAAGUUCUGAGAAGAUAAACAAGAAAAAAUUAAAUUGAAAAAUGUCGUGGAUAUAUAUUUCCAAUCCUUCCGCGACUUUUUGCCCAGCCUGUAUGAAUGCAUUACAUAAUGAACGUAUUCUUAAACGUAUAUAUACUCUGAAGUAUAUGUGAAGUAUAUGUGAAGUAUAUGAAGUACUGGUUACAGUACCACCACCCUUUGGGAUCAGUCGUCAGAAUCUUUCAAGCGAGUCACUCUAGAGUAUCAUUAUUUAACAUGAGUUUUCAGGAUAUUAUAGAACCAGAGAAAGUAGAGGAGGUGUUAUUGUCUCAUUUAAAGGAAAAUAAGAUCUUACUAAAAGGACCAAAACCGUGGACUAUUCGUUCUUCGCUAUUGGGUGGUCGUGGCGUGUUCGCCACCCGAGACAUCAAACAAAAUGAAUUAAUAUUCAUUGAUUCGCCUCUAUUAGUCGGACCUAAAUACACGGGCAAAUAUUUUGAAAUGUGCGUAUCAUGUUACAAGAACGAAUGCGCAUUAUUUCCGUGCGAUAGAGGUUGUGGCUUGCCAGUUUGCUCGACUCAAUGUGAAAAUUCGCCAAAGCAUGUGAAUUAUGAAUGUGAAUAUCUUAAAUCAUUGGUACCGACUUGCGGUACCGAUUGGUCCCCAAACUUAUUACUGGCUGUGAUACUCAUCCGUGCGCUCUUUCUAACGGAACAACAGCGUAAAUGCUUGGCAACGCUUCAGUCUGAUAAAAAUCUGACUUGUUAUCCCGAGAUCGAACAAUUGAAAAAGAAUGUGAUCAAUUCUCCAAGCGAGGAAGAUAUGGAAUUGAUGGAGCAUGUGUGCAGAAUACUUAAUACGAAUUCGUUUGAAACGAUUAUGGUCCACGACAAAGAGCAUUCUGUGAGUUUACGAGGACUUUAUUCUAUUGCCUCGUUCCAAAAUCACUGUUGCGUACCGAAUACAAGACAUCAUUUCGAUGGAGAAUUUCGGAUGUAUGUUAGCGCUGCCCUUCCGAUUGCUACUGGAGAGGAGAUCACUAGCACUUAUACGAGUUUAUUUUGGGAUACAACAUUACGGCGGAAAUUUUUAAGUAUAACUAAACACUUCUCCUGCACGUGCAAAAGAUGCAGUGAUCCUACGGAAUUUAAAUCUAGGCUAGGUGCACUGUUAUGCGCAUCUGACAAAUGUUCCGGAGAGUUAUUACCCCUAGAUCCUCUUAAUAUGACUACUCCUUGGAUUUGUGAUAAAUGUGCCAUAACCCUAAAUCAUCGGCAGAUAUGUUCGAUUCGUUCAGGUAUAGCGGGAAUCAUAAAGGAAGUUUUAUGCAAAACACCACGUGAGAUAUAUAAGUUUCUGCAGAAGGAGCUUUCACUUUUGACUCCUUGGAGCAAUUACUGUAUUGUAGAUAUGAAGUUUCGAAUUGUUUCAUAUUAUGGCAGAAGUGAUGGUGCCAAAUGGGAAGAUUUAAGUGAUACUGAGCUGAAUCUAAAAGCGAAAUUCUGCAAUGAUUUACUUUCUGUACUGGAUGAUUUAAAUUGUGGUGAUUGUAGAAAAAGAGGUCUUAUUUUAUAUGAACUAUAUUGCACAAAUCUUGAAAAAAUAAAACGAUUUAAACAACAACCAAAUAUUGAGGAAGUUGAUGAAAAUCAACGUAUAUUAAAAAAGGCAAUCACUAUACUACAAAACGAUAUUAUUUCGACUGUUACAUUUGAAUAUGAUAAAAACUAUUUUAAACAACCAAUUGCUGUAUAAAAGAUAUUAUCGACGAAUAGAACAUAAAAUAUACUUAUAACCGUAUAAUAUAACGUAUAUAUAAUAACGUUAUAAUAUACUUAUAAUCAUAUAAUAAAAUAACUUAGAGAACAAUAAAAGAAACGUGUAAUUCUUUUAAAAUGAAAUUGUAUCGUUUAGAAAUCUAUCAUAUUUUUUAAAAAUAAUGUUCAAUUUUAGUAACUAUAAUUUCGAUAAAGGAGACAUGAAGAUUGAAUAAUAUACAAAAAGACAUUUAGUUAUGGAAAAUUAAAGAACUAGAUAUUAAGAAAAACGUAUCAAUUUAAUCUCUUUUUACAUUGCACCCCAGAUGGCUAAAUUGACAGCAAGAAAUAGCUAAAUAGCUGUAUCAGACUAGCAGGUAAUAAAGUGAUGCACUUAUACCCUAUGCUCUAUCGUAUAUGAUAUAAUAGCAAAGUGCAACUUUGUUGUUUCAUACUGCCUGUUGUAAUAAACAUUUUGCUUCUUCAUAUAAAGCUGUACAAGGUCUUAAAACUUCUAAAUCGUAAUCCACAUCCUCAUCAAUAUUUACAUUAUUAUUCCUAUAAUAUAAUAAUAUUAUGCAUUGUUAUUCUGUUAAAGCUAUGUCAUUCUACUAAAAAAAUAAAAUAUUUACCUGUACAGAAAAUCAUCCACUGUAGGUAGCAUAUCAUUGUUUAAGUCACGUAGCAAACGAUUUCGUGCAAGUGCUGUAUGCAUAAAUGCAACAU